Messenger RNA from Carcharodon carcharias (great white shark), 4341 nucleotides. RefSeq names its product glycerol kinase (gene gk). The coding region runs from base 86 to 1648 and encodes 520 amino acids. The transcript has 19 exons. Gene Ontology annotation, cellular component: mitochondrion. Gene Ontology annotation, molecular function: glycerol kinase activity. The record is from RefSeq and is a predicted model, not a curated record. Gene Ontology annotation, biological process: triglyceride metabolic process; glycerol metabolic process; glycerol-3-phosphate biosynthetic process. NCBI's taxonomy places the organism in Eukaryota, Metazoa, Chordata, Chondrichthyes, Lamniformes, Lamnidae.
GAAGCGGUCGCUGUGGAGACGGGGGUCAGCGGCUCAUUUGAUCGGUUGCCGGGAGACAAUUGGUUUUAGGAACAGCUCAUUCACCAUGUCCGGGGUACCUCUGGUUGGUGCUAUCGAUCAGGGCACCAGCUCUUCUCGGUUCCUAGUCUUUAAUCCGAAGACAGCUAAAAUAGUUGUUCAACACUCUGUAGAAAUUUUACAGAAGUUUCCACAAGCAGGGUGGGCAGAAGAGGAUCCCAAGGAAAUUUUGCACUCAGUUUUUGAGUGUAUUGAGAAAGCAUGUGAAAAAUUGAAGAAACUCAAGAUUGAUGUUUCCAAUAUUAAAGCAGUUGGAGUUAGCAAUCAGAGAGAAACAACGAUCGUAUGGGACAAAAAGACAGGGCUCCCACUCUACAAUGCAAUUUUGUGGCUUGACCUCAGGACACAGUCAACUGUAGAAAAGCUGAUCAACAAUGCACCAAACAAAGAUAAAAACAUUCUUCAGGGAAAAACCGGCCUUCCAAUUAGCACCUAUUUCAGUGCUGUGAAACUACGGUGGCUUUUGGAUAAUGUGGAGAAAGUUAGAAAAGCUGUAGCAGAAGGCCGGGCUAUGUUUGGAACAGUUGAUUCUUGGCUUAUAUGGUGUUUGACAGGUGCACAUGAGAAUGGUGUUCAUUGUACAGAUGUGACCAAUGCAAGCAGAACCAUGCUGUUCAAUAUCCACACCUUGAAGUGGGAUCCUGAGCUCUGUCAAUUCUUUGACAUUCCAAUGAGUAUUCUCCCAGAAGUAAAAAGUUCAUCAGAAAUUUAUGGAUUAAUGCGAUGCGGGACACUAAUUAAAGUACCAAUUUCAGGUUGUUUAGGUGAUCAGUCUGCUGCUUUGGUUGGACAAAUGUGUUUUGAGCCAGGACAAUCAAAAAAUACAUACGGAACAGGUUGUUUCCUCCUGUCUAACACAGGCGAGAAGCCUGUGAUAUCUAAAUAUGGCCUUCUGACAACAUUAGCGUAUAAACUGGGCAAGAACAACCCUGCAAUUUAUGCACUAGAGGGAUCAGUUGCCAUUGGUGGUGCUGUGGUACGCUGGCUUCGAGAUAACCUUCAUAUCAUUAGCACAGCAGAGGAAGUUGAGAAGCUUGCUGCUUCUGUGGGUUCCUCUUAUGGUUGCUAUUUUGUUCCAGCCUUCUCAGGGUUAUAUGCACCAUAUUGGGAUACUACUGCAAGAGGAAUAAUUUGUGGCAUUACCCAGUAUACAAAUAGAAAUCAUAUUGCAUUUGCUGCACUAGAAGCUGUCGCCUUUCAAACCCGUGAGCUUCUUGAGGCUGUGAAUAAAGAAUCUGGUGUCAAUCAGACCACUCUCCAGGUGGAUGGCGGAAUGACCAGUAACAAGAUAAUGAUGCAGCUCCAAUCAGAUAUUCUUUCUAUACCAGUAGUAAAACCAGCUAUGGCGGAAACGACUGCUCUAGGUGCUGCUAUGGCAGCUGGUGCUGCAGAUGGUGUUGGAGUAUGGAAUCUGUCUCCUAAUAAUCUCUCAGCAGUAGCAUGGGAGAAGUUUGAACCACAAAUAGACCCUGCUGAGAGCAACCAACGUUUUUCUAAGUGGAAACUGGCUGUGGAAAAAUCAAGAGGCUGGGAAAACACAAAUGAUGGCGCUGGCACUGCAGAAUGCUGAUAAAGUAAUAUAACUGGAUACCAUGUAGUGCUUUGUGAAACUUUGGCUGGAAAUGCCUGGGAAUUCUACAGUUUUUAAAGAACUUCCACCUGUAUUAUUCCUUAUCACUUGUAUGCCUUGCAAUGUUUGGAUACACAGCAUCAAAGUGCCUUUUUAGGUAAUGUCAAAAUACAAAAAUAUAUGUGCAGAUACUUAAAUCUCAGAACAUAAUAUAGAACUAAAUCAGUAAACUCAAUGUAAGAAUUGCUGCGGAAAAUCAAAUGAAGUGAAGCAGAUUAAAAGAAACCCAUAAUGGAGUUACCAAAUGUACUGUCUAAAAUUUAAAGUCUAGGGCUUGCAAUUUUGCACACACUGAAUUUGUGAUUGCUUAGGUACCUGAUUCCUUCCAGAAGCCAGUGAUUGUAGUAGGGCUGAUUUGCAACAAUAGGUCGCUCUCUUACCCUGCUGAAUCCCUCUUUGUAAUGAUGAAAGUCAAAUGCUGGGGACAGAAGUAAAUUACAGUUAACUAAAAGGGAAAGUUUGGAAUUAAUAUUAAAAAGUGAAAACCUAAAUAGAGAGAAUGAGGCAGGAGGAAAGAAUCAGUAGCAUAGAUGACCUCUACAAAGUUAGUGUGCACCUUGAAAUCAUCUCCAGCAAUAAUUUUGAAGAUUGGAACAUGUGAUUACAUUUCGUUUUAAGGUUAUUAAAACUUAGCAUGGUCAUGAACAAAUUUACUGUAUAGCCUUUGUUAAUUGGCACAUAUGAAAUUAGCAUAGGUUACUCAUUCCCAAUACAGACAAAUAAUUCACAUUUUUAAUCGGAGUUGAACCAAUGAGCCUAAUAAAUGAGAGCUAGUUCUCAACCAGGGCUUUAAGGACCUCUAGGGCUUACAAAAAGAUUUUAAGGGGCACACCAAAAAUAAAGGUGAAAGAAGACUGGGAAGAAAAAAUAAUUGGCCUGUACAUUCAGCAGCAGAGGUGGUUGGAUGCAGCACACAGAGGGAGACCCUGGAGGGGGGUGGGUAGGUUACUAGGGUGCUUAAAACAUCUUGACCGUAUUUGUAAAAUGAUUAUUUAUAUUCUGUUCAUAAAGCAGCAGCUAGCAAAGGCUAAUCCUGUGCUGGAUGGUUAUAGCUAUUCCACAAAGGCCCACAAUUUGGAAAAGUAUUUGUAUGUCUUUGGAGUUACUGUGUGCAUGUGUCAUUUUAGUGGGAGAACAUUGCUCAGGACAGGGCUGUUGCAAUUGCUGUGCAACUGAAUGGAUUAAACUAAAUCUUUAAUGCAGAGAUUAUACAUGUAUGAUUUUAUAAUUCCUUGAGUAAAUUUAUAAGAGUUGGAAAGUUACAGUUGAGUUACUUUCUGCUGUACAAUUGUGAAUUAUAAUUUUAAUCAAUGUCAUGUUUAUAAAUUUAUAAUAUGCAUUUUUUUUAAUGCUUGCUUAAGGUACAAAAAACUUGGACAUUAGGAGGAUAAUUAUGUGAGAUGUCUCUGGUCAGUCAGUGUGAAGAAAAAAGAAUCACAGCCCAAAAAGGGGAAAGACUGGAGGAUAGCAGUCAAGUUGUGUAUAAAACAAAAAAAAAUCUAUUUAGUUGUAUUACUAAUUUUUAUACCGAAAAAAAUACCUUACAAGAGGGUUUGUAGAAUUUUUAUAACUCAGUGUGGUGGGAUGGCGGCACCUUAGAAGCAAAAAAGGUUGAGAACCCCUGAGCUAGAAAAUCUGAGAUAGUUACUUAAUUAUAAAUUGAAUUACUUUAAAAACUAUUUUCAUGAAUUGAUGGAGAAGUGCCAUUUCUGGUGAGUUUCAGAAAGUUACAGAGUUGGUUUCACCUUCCUCUCCCCAACCCUCAAUUAAACAGCAAUACAGAAGGCAUUAUAUUAUGCAUAUAUUGUACAGCAAAAUGAAUGUAUAAGCUCAAAAUGAAGAUAUAAUGCAGAGAGUUAAUUACCUUUUUCAGGCUUCAGUCUUUUGCAGUUACAAACAAUCCAACAGAUAAUUCUUGCGGGUCAUACACUGCCAGCUAAUUAGAGUUCUUGAAUCUGAACAAUCAAAAUCCAACAAAGUUCUAAUUCCUUUGUGCAACUUUAAUUCCUUUUGAAUUAUAGGACUGUUGAUCAGUUAUGGCAGAAGCAACAAUAAUAUUUGAUAUGUGAUGAAAGCACAGAUUAUCUUAAAUAUUCAUGAAAACCCUACACAAUGCUAAUAAAAAUUGGCAAUGCUAAUAUAGUAUCUGAAUACUUAACUGGUUGCAUACUUUGGUAUAUAUAACUAGACACUACUGAACCUCCCCCCCCUUCAUGUUGGCUUUCAACUGCACUACCAAAACCAUGCCUAGAUAAAAAUAUUUUAUCCAGGCUAUUAGACUGACACAGACUCUGAGUGGCCAUUUUAGAUAUAAGAAUGUUUGAAAUCUUAAAUCUGAAUUACAGCAACUUUUGAAGAAGUUAUAAACCUAAAGGAACAAAGUUUCUGUAUUUCUUGCAGUCAUAAAACAUAGUGCAUGUGCUGCCUAUACAGUUGUAGAUAUAAUAAGGAAAGUCCUUUGUAAUCAUAGUUCCCCAUUUUUAACAGCUGCCAUAAUGGCAACUCCAUAUCGGGGUAGGCGGUGGUGUAGUGGUAUUGUCACUGGGCUAGUAAUCCAGAGACCCAGGAUAAUGCUUUGGGGACCUGGGUUCAAAUUCCACCUUGGCAGGUCAUGAAAUGAAUUUAAUUAAAAA